This is a messenger RNA of Aspergillus pseudotamarii, 841 nucleotides long. RefSeq lists its product as uncharacterized. NCBI's taxonomy places the organism in Eukaryota, Fungi, Ascomycota, Eurotiomycetes, Eurotiales, Aspergillaceae. The transcript has a single exon. The record is from RefSeq and is a predicted model, not a curated record. Bases 115 to 594 code for a protein of 159 amino acids.
GCAUCUCUGCGCGACUGGGCCGCACAUUACUUGGAAGCGCUUCACACCCACUUCAAACAGGACCGACCCGUCGUUUUGCUUGGGUAUUCUUUUGGCGGCCUAUUGGUACUAGAGAUGGCUCGAUUGCUGGAGAUAACUGGAAAAGGAUCACCAUUCUCUACAAUCAUAGUUGACACACGUUGUUAUAAUCCAGACCAGCCAUUUUUCAAGGACGAGGAAGAGAGACAGACAGCUGCUGACGAUGCCGUUCGCCUCUUUGGCCCCGGCCAAACAAGAAUGAUUGAGGAACACUUUGAUAAGCAUGCCCAUAUAUGGGAGAAUUCUGCAUGCCCGGACCACUACCUCGGCCGCUCACUCUACCUAGCCACUCCGGAGGCCGUGGAGUCGGGUAUUGUAGAUUGGUGGCGGAGUCAGUGUCCGCAUAUUGAGGUUCAGCGAGUGGAAUGCUCGCACGGAGAGAUUUUCGAACCUGCGAUGACUGGUCCCGUAAGUGCAUUGAUAAAUGAGCAUUGCGACCUAGAUUUCACGCGCAUUGAGCCUCAGGCAGGAGGUGCGCCUCAUACGAGGAUAUCUAAAUUGGCAGGGGUCUGGUAACUGUCUGGUUGUAUUGAUGUUAAGCGAGUAUGAAGAUAUACUAUGAUAAUUAUUCGCAGCCACGAUUGAGCUAAGGCAACAUAUUGUGUGAUGCAGGAAGCUUGAGCAGUAGUUACAAGGCAAAAUGUUUAUCUUCUCAAACAGCUCUCAAUAAAAUAAUAUAAUCGGUUAUUGCUCUCGUUUUCACAGGUUAGUGGCAACAAAAGUAGAAGCUAGAUGACUGUUCGAUACCAUUGGGAGCGAGAUG